AUGCCCGCCGUGAAGAAAGAGGCUCCCAAGGCAGAGGCCCCCGCGCCGCGGACGGGCAUCAUCGCCGGCUUCAACAAGGGCCACAAGACCACCCGCCGCGCCCGCGCCCCGUCCUCGAACGACCGCUACGCCCUUCCGCACAAGAAGCUGCGCGCGGUGAAGGCGAUCAUCACGGACCUCGUCGGCCUCUCGCCCAUGGAGAAGCGCGUGCAGGAGCUGCUGCGCGUCGGCAAGGACAAGCGUGCCCUCAAGUUCUGCAAGAAGCGCCUUGGCAACUUCAAGGCCGCCAAGAAGCGGCGCGCCAAGAUGGAGGAGGCCCUCCGUCACCAGACGAAGAAGAAGUAG
Molecule: messenger RNA, 345 nt
Organism: Trypanosoma conorhini
Lineage: Eukaryota; Euglenozoa; Kinetoplastea; Trypanosomatida; Trypanosomatidae
Product: ribosomal protein L36
Exons: 1
Coding region: 1-345 (114 amino acids)
Biological process (GO): cytoplasmic translation
Cellular component (GO): ribosome; cytosolic large ribosomal subunit
Molecular function (GO): structural constituent of ribosome
Source: RefSeq, a predicted model, not a curated record